Effrenium voratum is the source of this 704-nucleotide messenger RNA. NCBI's taxonomy places the organism in Eukaryota, Dinophyceae, Suessiales, Symbiodiniaceae. The record is from the annotation of a GenBank genome assembly.
AGGAAAACCAGGAUCAGGGCCCUUAGCUGAGGCAACUUGUUAGCUUCUGCAGCCGGCAGACGCCAUGCCUUGGGACUGGGGAAGCUGGUGGGGCUACGACAGGGGCUACGACAGGGGCUACGACCGGGGCUACGACAGGAACUGGGGCCACUGGGAGCACUGGAACGGAGAGUGGUGGUGGAAGGAUGACCGCUGGCGCCAGAGGGCGAACGAGUCCUGGGCGAACGAGUCCUGGGCCAACGAGUCCUGGGCCAACGACAGGUUUCACCCUGCGCCCUCAACUCGCACAAGGCGCGUCCGCAGCCUGGGCCGCAGGCGCGACUCUGACUGCGGGAAGCUCAUCGAGGUGCUCCAUGCCCUAGCCCGUCGCGAGCUCGAGCCGAAGCUGCCGGAGAAGGCGGAGGUUUUGCCUCCGAAGCCGCAGACACUGGAGCGCCGCCGGAGCCGCCCGGAGCCGGAGCCGGAGGACAUCGAGGAGCUGCCGCCAUGCAGCGACUCCUGGGACUGGCCGCUGUCGAAGCCGGAGCGCUGGGCGCGGCUGCGCUGCGCGGAGCGGAAGCUGCAAGAGAUCAGCCGCCAGGAAAGGGAAGGCGCCUGUUGACAGCCUCGCUCGCUCGCUGAGGGCGCUUGGGGGAAGCUUGCCUCUUCAGAAGUAAUCAAGCGUCGUUUUGCAACGGUAUCACAGCUCCGGGCUGAUCACCCGU